AUGCUGGCAAAAUUGGCGUGGCGCUUGUUCAAUAGGCCGGACUGCCUUCUUGCACACACACUGCUUGGGAAAUAUUGCCACAGCAAUAGCUUUCGCUCGGUCUCAUGUCCCACUUCCUCAUCUCAUGGCUGGAGGAGUAUCUUAACGAGCCGGGACCUCCUAGUGCGUCACUUAGGAAAGGCCAUCAGUAAUGGCGAGACAACGAAAGUGUGGGGAGAUUCUUGGCUCUCUACGACAGAGCACCUUGCAAUAUGUGGACCACCAAAUGAGACUGAUAGAGACUUGGUCGUUGCGGACCUAAUGCUGCGUGGUUCAGCUCGGUGGAAUGAAUCGAAUGUCGAAUCUAUCCUUCCCACAGUUGCUCAUUUUAUCUAUCAGAUCUUCCCAAGUUCUCUGAACGCCGAGGACAAGUUCUGCUGGCAGCGAACGAAGUCAGGUAUCUACAGUGUGCGCUCCGAAUACUACUCCAUGAUUGAGUGUACAGAGGCAACUACUAACCAAAUAGUAACCAACCGGGAGUUUAACUGGCACAAGAAUAUUUGGGCGGUAGAGACAACACCAAAACUUAGAUUGUUUCUCUGGAAGCUAGCACAAGGAGCGCUACCGCUAGGUGCUAAUCUCCAAACUAGGGGCUUAACAACAAACACCAACUGUCCCCACUGCAAUGCUCCAGAGACAGCGAUACACCUCAUCCUCCAUUGCCCAUUCGCUCAGCAAGUCUGGGAGCUUGCACCUAUCAGUCCUACCACAAAGUUCUUCAACUCAGUUUCCAUCUACCAAAUUCUUACGAUGGCUCCAGCACUCGUUUGCUUACCUCGUACUGGCAUUACCACUUAUCUCUUUUCUUGGAUUGGAUGGAACCUCUGGACCUCUCGUGCAACAAACCCCCGACCUACGAACCCGAUGCCGUCAACGACCAUCCUCCCCGCAUCCUUACCCCUGAAUACGGCUAUUUGCAACUCAGAUGCAGCAUGGUCACGUCAAACGUUGCGAGCGGGUUUAGGAUGGGUCAUAUCUCAUGAGAGCAGCUCACAUACACUCCAAGGAACUUCUGCCUGCGGUCAUGUAUCUUCACCCCUACUCACGGAAGCGCUUGCUAUCAGAGAAUCCCUCCGAGCCGCGAAGGAGGCUCUUCUUCCCAAAGUCUGGAUGCGAUCCGACUCUCAAGUGCUCAUUAGAGCAAUCAACUCGAAAACCUAUCCAAUGGAGCUCUUUGGGGUUCUAAUGGAUGUCGAGUUCCUAUCUUCUAGCUUCGAUUUUAUCUUGUUUUCUUUUGUACCAAGAGCUCAAAACUCUACCGCUGAUUCCCUUGCGAAAUCGGCCUUAGAUCAUGGCUCCUUCUCCCCUGUACUGAACUGA
Messenger RNA from Brassica oleracea var. oleracea, 1359 nucleotides. RefSeq lists its product as uncharacterized. The record is from RefSeq and is a predicted model, not a curated record. Gene Ontology annotation, molecular function: nucleic acid binding; RNA-DNA hybrid ribonuclease activity. The transcript is spliced from 2 exons. Bases 1 to 1359 code for a protein of 452 amino acids. NCBI's taxonomy places the organism in Eukaryota, Viridiplantae, Streptophyta, Magnoliopsida, Brassicales, Brassicaceae.